AUGCACCUGACCGAUCUCCCACCCGAGAUUAGUAUUCUCAUCGCCCGACUUCUUGCUUCUCAUGACCUCUUCCAACUGGUCCUUGUUUCUAAAACAUGCUGGUCGCGGUUUACCCCUCAGCUCUACCACCAUGUCAUUCUGCCAUUGAAUAUGUGGGAGGCAGCGGGCUUCGAGCGUAUGAAGAACAUGAAACUGCCCGUUCGUCGGUUUACGCAGACUCUGAUUGAGAACCCGGUUCUGGCGGAGAUGAUUCAUAUCCUAGAGCUAUACCCAUCGCGCUGUGAGGGCAACAAAUGGCGCGGCCGGCUGCCGCCCCUUAAGAAACUCCAACCGGAAAGCUAUCGCGCCUCGAUGCUCCCCUACAGCGACGCAAACGCCAAAUCCCGACGAAAAGCGCGAUUCAAUGCCUGGAAGCGCGAUCUUUCGUCCCACUCGGAUCGGUACGAGGACGCUUGGGUGGCGCUCCUGCUCGUCCAACUGCGCAAUCUGCAGCAGCUCGCCAUGGAGAUCCCCGAGGAGCGCAGCUUCUACGAUGCGUCCCGCCGGCUGACGACCAAUGUAGACCGCGUGAUCCACUGGGCGCAAAACCCCCGACUGGGGAUCCUGACCCGGCUUACCGACGUGCGGCUGCGCUUCGGUCCGAUCUAUCAGGGCAUGGGCGGCUUCGAGGCCAUCCUCAUUCAUCGGUUACUCCCUUAUCUGAAGAUUCCCUCGCUCCGCAGGUUCUUUGUAUGCGAUCCGAUCGAAUCCACGACGCCGACUACGGCCAUGGCCAUGCAGCUCACUGAGAAGGCUGCGUCACUGCCUCUGACGCAUCUUCGGCUCCAGCCUGUAGGAGAGCCGCUGACCAGCCUACCGUAUCUGCUGUCCAUGUUCUCGGGCCUUGAAUCGUUCACUCUGAUUCAGGAUGAUCACGGCAGCCAGUACUGUCGGUCUGGCAACGGCCACCAUGACCUGCUGGACACCUCGAGCUUCUACGCGCCUCUGCUACGAUUCCAGCACUCCCUCCGGAACCUUCACAUUACGUUCGCGCGGGAUAUCCGGAUCUGGCAGGCCCCGACGUUGCCGCGGCCCAGCUUCCUAGGGUCGCUGCGCGAUUUCUCCGUCCUCGAGACGAUCCGCAUGCGCUGGGCGGACCUGGUACCAUUCGACGAGCACGGUUCGCAAGGCGCCCCUUUGGUACCGCUGCGGUCCCUCCUGCCGCCGGCUCUGCGAUCUCUGUUUAUCGACGACUGUCUGGUCCAUUCGCUGACAGUGCUCUGCUCUGAACUGGGUGACCUGGCCGGUUCGCUCCCCGGUGGUCCUUGCCCGCGCCUAGAACGACUCGACAUCCGGUCUGCCUAUCGAGAGCAGGAGCCAGGUGGGUGUCUUUGGUGCAGCCCGAAUCCAGCAUCACCCGUUAAAUCAGUCCAGGGGGCUGACGCUAUUCUUGAAGAGCGACUGAUCCCGCUGAAGGAGCGGUUUCGCGAAGUCGGGGUCCAUUUUCGCGUGGUUGCGCACAGAACGCCGGAUACUUAUGCUACCCUUGAUGAGCAACGGCAGCAGCUGGAGGAAGGGGGGAUUGGAGAGCAUAGGUGGCUCGCUGGAGACGGAACCGACCUUUGGCGGCGCUAA
Aspergillus heteromorphus CBS 117.55 is the source of this 1614-nucleotide messenger RNA. RefSeq lists its product as uncharacterized. NCBI's taxonomy places the organism in Eukaryota, Fungi, Ascomycota, Eurotiomycetes, Eurotiales, Aspergillaceae. The record is from RefSeq and is a predicted model, not a curated record. Bases 1 to 1614 code for a protein of 537 amino acids. The transcript has a single exon. Gene Ontology annotation, molecular function: protein binding.